This is a messenger RNA of Necator americanus (New World hookworm), 759 nucleotides long. RefSeq lists its product as uncharacterized. NCBI's taxonomy places the organism in Eukaryota, Metazoa, Nematoda, Chromadorea, Rhabditida, Ancylostomatidae. Bases 1 to 759 code for a protein of 252 amino acids. The transcript has a single exon. The record is from RefSeq and is a predicted model, not a curated record.
AUGAUCAAUGAAUUGAACGAGGCAGAGAAGAGAAUAGGACUGCGAAUACAUAGAAAGAAGACUAAGUUCAUGAAGAACGCCUACUGCGAGGACGGAGGAGUACAACUUGAAGGUUCCCAGCUCGCGAAAACUUCGUCAUACGUCUACCUGAGACGUUCUAUGAACAUGGAAAACGACUUGAAAGGAGAACUGAAUAGAAGAAUGAGAGCAGCAUGGGCAGCAUUCGCAUCCGCCAGGGAAGCUACGAACCAAUUGACUGACCAAGACCUUCGUGCCUAUCUGUUCGACUCGACAGUUCUUCCAGCGCUCUGUUACGCAGCGGAGACUUGGGUAGACACCGCUGCCGCAUCUAGGAAGCUGCAUACUACCCACAGAGCCCUUGAGAGAUGUCUUCUGAAGUUUAACCGGCACACACUACAUCUAGCCGGUCUUCGCAGCUCCGACUCAAGGGGAAUGUCCCGUCUUAACGACUCAGCUGAAUAUAUAUCGAAAGCAAAGUAUAGAUGGGCCGGUCACAUUAUGAGAAGAAUCGACUAUAGGUGGACUAAAAGAACGCUAGAGUGGAUCCCAAGAGAUGCUAAACACCCUCGAGAGAGACUCCCAACGAGAGGGGAUGACGUGUUUGCUACACGGAUGGACCAGCUGAGAGCUCAUCUGGAUAGUCUCAAGCUGAAUGAGCUGAACCUUGAGAACAUCUUGGAUGACAAUGGCGAGGGAACGAAACGAGUGGAAGAGAUGCUGGGGCCCGCACUCCAGUGA